CCCCUUCACUCCUGCUCGCUGAUCUCUCCUUCGCGCCAGUCAUGUCGGCAUUUGGCUCGUUUGGACAGCAGCCUCAGCAACCUCAGCAGCAACAGCAACAGCCCGGCCAGUCGGGAGGUCUCUUUGGAGGAUUUGGAACCCCCGCGAACACCACACCCGCGGCCGGCGGCUCGCUCUUUGGGACCACAAAUCAACCAGCAGCGAACACGGGGGGACUCUUUGGGUCCACGAACACGAACGCGCAAGCUGGAAACGCGGGGGGAGGGCUCUUUGGGUCGACAACGCAGCAACCCGCAGGUGGGCUCUUCGGGAGCACGAGCACAAACCAGCAGGGUGGCGGGUUGUUUGGGAGCACGCAACAAGCGAGUGCGAAUACGGGGCAAAGUGGUGGUCUCUUCGGUGCUACGCAACCAGGCCAAACAGGAACCACCGGCGGGUUAUUCGGAGGUACAAACACCGGUGCGACUAACAACACUGGUGGUGGCCUCUUCGGUAGCACAAAUACGGGUGGAGGUCUGUUCGGCCAGACACCUGCGACGAACAAUGCUGGUGGCGGGCUCUUCGGCAGCACUACGAACAACGCGCAGACGGCUCCGUCGGGUGGGCUCUUCGGUAGCACAAACACAGCUCCCAAUAACACCGGCGGCGGGUUGUUCGGAAGCACGAACACGUCUGGGCAGACCGGAGGCCUGUUUGGAAACACCAGCAACAACACAAGUGCGCCUUCCGGUGGACUCUUUGGCUCCACGACUACCGCGCCCAACGCCGGGGGCGGCCUGUUCGGUGGCUCGACAACCAACUCUAAUACUGGUGCCACUGGCGGACUGUUUGGCUCCAACACAUCCGGAAACACUGGAGGAGGAUUGUUUGGCUCUGCACAGCCUGGGUCCUCCACUGGACAGAACUCCCUCUUUGGGAGCACGGCGCAGGCCCCAGGGACGUCGCUCUUUGGCAACCCCCAGCAGCAGCAACAACAACAACAAAACCAACCAGGCUCGCUUUUCGGCAAUCUUGCCCAGCAGCAACAACAGCAACAACAACAGAGACCCGGCGGGCUGUUCGGCAGUGCGCUCGGUACGAGUACAUUGGGUGCCAGUACAAUCGGGGGUAAUAGUCUGCUGGGCUCGACAAACAACCUCUUCGCCUCUAAACCUGCGGCAGCGCCUAAUCCACAGCAAGAUGCACAGACGCAAUUCGCGCAGCUCACGCAGCGGAUAGAGGGCAUCGCCCAGGCAUGGAACUCCGGCUCACCUCAGUGCCGCUUCCAACACUACUUCUACAACUUGGUAGAUCCCAACCAAGUCCACCUGUACGGCCGCCCGCCUAACGCGUUCAGCGACGCGCUAUGGCAGAAGGCAGUUCAGGAAAACCCUGACCCUAGUUGCUUUGUUCCUGUCAUUGCAACGGGGUUCGACGACCUGCAGAAGCGUGUCGAGGCACAGACACAACAAGCAGCUUCGCAUCAAGAAAAACUGAAGGAGCUACAACAACGGAUCUCCGCUCUAACCCAGCGGCAUCAACUCUCGAACGCAUCCCGCUUGCACCGCGCGUCUGCGCUGCAAACCCAAUUAACGCACCGGGUCAUCAAGCUCGUGCAACAUCUGCACCUACUCAUCCCCGCCUUACGCUCUUCCGCGCUUCGCCCUGAAGAGGAGGCGCUGCGAAGCGCGCUGGACGAGAUCGACGAGGAGGUGCGGCGGCCCGGCGGGACUGGACGGAUACGUGGGAAGCUGAACGAGCUAUGGGCUCUCGUCGGCGCGGUUACGGCCGCGCGCGAGCGGGACCGCCGCUCGGGCGGCGUCGAGUGGACGGUUGUGGACGAGGACGGGCUUGCGCAGAUCGCGCAGGUGUUGGCAGAGGAGCAGGCGGGGUUGGCGCAUCUAACGAAGCUGCUGCAAAAGGACAUGAAGGACCUCGCCGUGAUCCAGGGGUCGAACCCGCAGGACGAGGACGCCGAUAUGGGGUCGUCGACGGCGACGUUGCGCGCGAGCACGCUCUGA
Molecule: messenger RNA, 2000 nt
Organism: Trametes versicolor FP-101664 SS1
Lineage: Eukaryota; Fungi; Basidiomycota; Agaricomycetes; Polyporales; Polyporaceae
Exons: 6
Coding region: 42-2000 (652 amino acids)
Biological process (GO): nuclear pore organization; NLS-bearing protein import into nucleus; protein localization to nuclear inner membrane
Cellular component (GO): nuclear pore central transport channel; nuclear pore
Molecular function (GO): structural constituent of nuclear pore
Source: RefSeq, a predicted model, not a curated record